Molecule: messenger RNA, 639 nt
Organism: Pyrenophora tritici-repentis Pt-1C-BFP
Lineage: Eukaryota; Fungi; Ascomycota; Dothideomycetes; Pleosporales; Pleosporaceae
Source: RefSeq, a predicted model, not a curated record
AUGCCGUCAACGCCCCCCAUCUCCCCAGAACCAACCACCGACCCUAUAUCCCCCGUCUCCCGUAGCGGUACAUCGUUUGCGCACAAGACUUCGCCCGCUGUGACCACACAGACACCUCUCAUCGAUACGAGUACGCCGGCUAUCAACGAUGCGCCCGUGGAAUUGGAUGGCGGCGCGAUUACGCCUGAGGAGCUGAGAAGGCGGACGACGGAGGAAGGUUUGGGUGGUGUAAGGGGAUCGAUGCGUGGGCCUGAUGAGGGAGAUAUUGAUGCAGAGUUUCUUGGGGGAGGGGGAAAUGCGGGAAGGGAGGCUAGGGAGCGACGUGCUGCUAUGUUGGCUUCGCGGUCGAAAGAUCCGAGCGUCAUUGUUGAUGUGCCGAGGGAUCCUACAGCAGAAGAGGUCGAGGCUGCAAGGAAAGCGGAUGCGUUGCUGCCUGCGGGUAUGCGGGGGAAGAUAAGUUGAACUGGUAUGAGACUAAGAGAGGCCGCAGGACGAGUAAUAUGUAUAAUGCGGGGCGAUUUGAUGGGAGUUUGGAUACACGAAGAAAUGACCGAAGUUAUUGUGUAUGAUGAGCGGGCAUAAGCAGCAUGAGGAAUUGCGAAGGUAAUGUUAGGAUACUUUGAAUGAAGAGCUGACGGA